UGCACAACUUAUCACCUGACCAAACUGUCUGCUAUUUAUCAGCUGUGGAGUUGCUGGGUCAUUGUUUAGUGAUCAUUAACGUUAGGUGAAAUUCACAAAAGCUUUUUGUACUGUUAUCACUUACCACCACAGUAAAAUGAAGUUUUUGUAUUUAUUCUUGUUUGCCGCCUUAACUUGGACCUCCGACGCUCUCGUCCGGAUACCUCUGAAGAAGUUCCGCACCAUCAGGCGGACCCUGUCAGACUCUGGGAAGUGGACGGAGGAGCUGCUGGCCGGCCAGGAUGAGCUCAAGUACAACCUGGGCUUCCCCUCCAGCAACGGGCCCACUCCAGAGACCCUGAAGAACUAUCUUGAUGCCCAGUACUACGGAGAGAUCAGCCUGGGCACUCCGCCCCAGCUCUUCACCGUGGUGUUCGACACGGGAUCGUCCAACCUGUGGGUUCCGUCUAUCCACUGCUCCCUCAUGGACAUCGCCUGCUUGCUUCACCACAAAUACAACUCUGCCAAGUCCAGCACAUACGUGAAGAACGGGACCGCCUUCGCCAUUCAGUACGGCUCUGGCAGCCUGUCUGGGUACCUCAGCCAGGACACAUGCACGAUCGGGGGCCUCGCCGUGGAGAAGCAGGUGUUCGGGGAGGCCAUCAAGCAGCCGGGCGUGGCCUUCAUCGCCGCCAAAUUCGACGGGAUCCUGGGCAUGGCCUACCCCCGCAUCUCCGUGGACGGAGUCACGCCCGUCUUCGACAACAUGAUGAGCCAGAAGAAGGUGGAGAAGAACGUCUUCUCCUUCUACCUGAACAGGAACCCACAGACCCAGCCCGGUGGGGAGCUGCUGCUGGGUGGAACCGACCCUCAGUUCUACACCGGGAACUUCGACUACCUCAACGUCACCCGCAAGGCCUACUGGCAGAUCCACAUGGACGGGAUGGGCAUCAAGAAUUCGCUGUCGCUGUGCAAGGACGGCUGCGAGGCCAUCGUGGACACCGGCACCUCCCUGAUCACCGGGCCGUCGGCCGAGGUCAAGGCCCUGCAGAAGGCCAUCGGAGCGAUCCCCCUCAUCCAAGGAGAGUACAUGGUUGACUGUAAGAAGGUCCCCACCCUGCCCACCAUAACCUUCACCCUGGGGGGGAAGCCCUACACUCUGACCGGAGAGCAGUACAUUCUCAAGGAGUCCCAGGCUGGCCAGACCAUCUGCCUCAGCGGGUUCAUGGGCCUGGACAUUCCCGCCCCUGCUGGGCCCCUGUGGAUUCUGGGAGAUGUAUUCAUUGGCCAGUACUACACCGUGUUCGACCGUGAGAACGACAGGGUGGGCUUUGCCAAGUCCAAGUAGGUACAGGUUUGGCGUCACCUUGACAAUCGCCACUCAGGAGGAAGGGUUGGGGGGGGGUGGGGGUGUUGGAAGACUACUAAGGAGUCCGCACGAGUAAGAUUUCCGUUGCUUUUAAGUGAAAACGAAGUAGCAAUGCGUCAGUGUGGAGUUUGAAUGCACUGCUUCAAUAACUACAAUUUUUUUUUUUUUUUUUUUUUUAUAAAGCAAAGUGAUCAAAGUAAAUAAUGUAAGCGAAGGAGGGCUUAAAGAGAACCAGGAGCGCAAACUGGCAGAUUCUUAAUCAAAUUUAUUACUGGUUUUAAGAGACAUUUGUGUGGUUUGUAUUUUUGUGUUUUCUUUUUUCUAUUUUAAACCAACUGCCAGUUCUGUAGCUUUUUUUUUUCUUGGUAAAUGUACCCAAGUCAUUUUAAUAAUGUAUGUUGAAAUAAAUCAGAUGCCACCAAAAUAAAGCUGUUUUACCGAGUCUCAA
Messenger RNA from Anguilla rostrata (American eel), 1796 nucleotides. Its product is annotated as cathepsin D. Gene Ontology annotation, biological process: proteolysis. Gene Ontology annotation, molecular function: aspartic-type endopeptidase activity. Gene Ontology annotation, cellular component: lysosome. Bases 137 to 1327 code for a protein of 396 amino acids. The transcript is spliced from 9 exons. NCBI's taxonomy places the organism in Eukaryota, Metazoa, Chordata, Actinopteri, Anguilliformes, Anguillidae. The record is from RefSeq and is a predicted model, not a curated record.